AAGAAUUAGUGAAUAAGUAAAAGAAUAAGUGAGGUGAUAAACUUGCUGUCAGCGCUCUAACAGUUAACCUCCAGCUCCUCCUCCUCUCAACCUGUUUUUACUCGUCUAUGAACAUUCCUCUUCUUCUUCUCUGUUCUUUUUUCCUCCUCGUGUUCUCUUGGUUCUCGUCAUGUUUGUCUCCAGAUCGUUUCUCUGCAGGUUCAGGUUUAACAACAGGAACUUCUUCCACUCGCCCAGUUCAGUCUGGAGGGUCUCCAGGUUCAGCAGCAAGACUCCAUCCAAAGAUGUGUCAGUUCACUACAGCCUCGGUCGCCCCGUCCUCUCCCUUCGUUUUCCCUCCGGUCGCCUCGGUCGGUUCACCCUGACGCCCAUGUUGACCACCGUAGGUGACUUGCUGAAGAACAUCACAGCUAAAGACCCAGAGGUUCACACUGCUGCCUUGAUGAAUGCUGAUGGACAGAGGAUCUCCUCGUGCACCUUCAUGGAGACGGUUUUAAAUAAAGACUUCCAGCUGAUCAUCAAUGAAACUACUCACAAUGUUCAGGCUCUGGGACAAGGCUCGUCUCAUGAACACGUUCUGGACGUGGAGGACAUGAAGUUUCUGGUCCAGCUGCUGCAUUCAGCUCUGAAUCUUCCUCAGCAGCUUCAUCAGCAGCAUGCAGAUCUACAGCUGAGACAGGAGAGACUGAGAGAGCAACUGGAACCGCUGGAGACGGUGAGAGUGAGGCUGGCACAGGAGGCAGAGUCUAAGGCGGCCAUGUUGGGGUGGGCGGGGCUUGCCUACCUGUCGCUACAGGGAGGAUUCCUGGGAUACCUCACCUGGUAUGUCUUCGCCUGGGACAUCAUGGAGCCCGUCACUUUCUUCAUCUCCUGCACCACCAGCAUGAUCUUCUUUGGCUACUACAUCCUCACCAGACAGGACUUCUUGUGUACAAAGGUGAGAGAUCGUCACUUCCUCCACUACUUCUACCAGAAAGCUUCCCGACACAACUUUGAUGUUCAGAAGUACAACGAGCUGAAAGAAGAGCUGGCCAGGGUGACGGUUCAUUUACUUAUAAAUACACAGUUUAUGGAGACUAGAAGGAGGUUUUCAUUUAAAAGAAAAUCCAAUAAAGCAGCAGCGUCUUUAACCAGCUUCUCACCCGAGUGUUUCCUGGUGUUCAGGUGGACUCAGACCUACAGAGGCUCAGGAGCGCCAUCCGGCUGCAGCUUCCGGUGGAUCAGAUCCGGCCUCAGACGGACACCUGAAGCUUCACCGCCCAACAAUUCUGACUUUUAGACGUUUAUUUUACCUCCUAAAAUACUUCCAUCACUGAGUUUCAAAAAAAAAACUAAACCACUUGUAAAUAAUCUCUGUCAAAUCCACGAAAAAGUGAAACCUUUAUGCUAUUAUUGGACUAUUAGGUUAUCAGGUUUGUUUUAUUUAUGUUGGAGACAAAAGGAUGUAAUUAUUUACUACAAUAAAAGCAUUAUAAUAGCUAUAAUACAAUCUGAAUGUGGAAAGUUACACCAUGAAUGUUGUGGAGUAAAAACUGCAGUAUAGACCCUUUAUUUGUUUACAAACACUGUGACGUUUUUUGUGGGUGGGGCUUAUGCUGGAGGCAAAAGCGGAGCAAGAAGUCAAGCGGGACUGGGAGUAUAUAGUUUUCGCUGGGAGUUUGCGCUGCAAACUCGAGCAUUUUUAACCCGUUAAACUUCAGUGUACCACCGGCGGUACACAUAGUAAUUUGCAUAGGAAUUUAAAGAAUGUCCGAAGGCUGCAAACGCGAUUAUAUAAACACUAUACGCCGAUGGAAAGCUUAGAUUCUCAUGAAUCCGCCGGUAUAAACCACUUUCAGAUGUGAUUACCACAGCGGGUGAGAAAAACACAUUUGUCCGACAAACAACGAAUAUCCAUCCAUUCUUUCUCUGUACACUGCUCAACGUACACAACGCGACUCACAUUUCCGGGUUCAUUAUUACACACAGAUGAAAAUAUUCCACAAAAAACGGCCAUAAUCCAACCUUUUACAUCCAGAUGACACAAGCCAGUAAACUAUUUUGUCCAAAACAUAUCUAAGUCGGUAUAAAAUCCACGAAUCGGUCGUUUUCAAGGAAAUGCACCUCGCGAUGCGCGUCCAAUAUUCCCUGUAUUUCUCAUCAUAUUUUUUAUUUACAAAUAGAAUAUUAGCGAUUUUUUGUACUGAAAAUGGCUGGAAUUGACUGCAGCUGAUCGUCUCUGUCCAGUCUUCUCGCCUCAGUGCAUUUAACCACAACUGUCUUCGUUCCCUCUGAGCACGAGUGCUCGGUGGAAUCCUAUAAAACUUUAAUUUGCAUUCGCCAAUGUCAUUCCUCCUUUUCUGGCAUCCAAAAACACAGCAGGACGACAUUUUAGAAAAGUUGAUAGAGCCUAGUCCCUCAGUCUUUCGCCUUUCGGUCACGGCCGCGGGCUUCCUCUUUUGCCUCCAGCUAAAGCUGUGACGUCAUUCGUGACAUGGGUCAUUAAAGGGUCUAUUUCCAUCUGAAUUAAAGUGUUAAAACUACUUGUUUAAAACUUAUACUUGAGUAAAUGUAUUUCUGCUCCAAUGCUGUUUAUUAAAAAAAAACUGAACAAUACUUCACCUGGAGCAGUUUACAUAAACUUUUGAUUACUGUUUUGUAAGUCAAAAGAGCUUACUAGCGGUACAAGAUUAUAUUUUGCCACAUUAGUCUAAGUUGCUAGUAUUUUUUUUUAAUUUCUAUUUAGUCAUGUAUUAGCUAGCUAGCUAACUAGCUAGCUAGCUGUCAAAAUAUUCUCAUUCAUAUGUACAAAUGUAAGUAUUUUGUUAAACUAUAAAUUUGUUAACUAAAAAAGCUAUCUAGCUAGUCAUAGAAACAUUUUUUUUAUUCUCAAAACAUUAGAAACUGCAUUUUACUUGCUGUUCUAAAUUGCUAGCUGUGUAGACAAUUUAUAAUUUCGUUCACUAAAAAAAAUAGCAUUUUGCCUGAAUUGUGUGAAACAGCUUAGCCUGAAAUGCUAGCUGUAGAAAUCAUGAUCAAUGUUUUGCUAAAUGUCUGUUUCGUUCUUUGUUAGCUAAAACAGCUAACUUGCUAAAACAUUAAAUUGAUACACAAUAACUGAAUAUGUAAAUUUAGCAUAAUUUAGUUAAAUAACCAA
Acanthochromis polyacanthus (spiny chromis) is the source of this 3136-nucleotide messenger RNA. Its product is annotated as calcium uniporter regulatory subunit MCUb, mitochondrial-like. NCBI's taxonomy places the organism in Eukaryota, Metazoa, Chordata, Actinopteri, Pomacentridae. The coding region runs from base 170 to 1279 and encodes 369 amino acids. Gene Ontology annotation, molecular function: calcium channel inhibitor activity. The transcript is spliced from 8 exons. Gene Ontology annotation, biological process: calcium import into the mitochondrion; mitochondrial calcium ion homeostasis. Gene Ontology annotation, cellular component: mitochondrial inner membrane; uniplex complex. The record is from RefSeq and is a predicted model, not a curated record.